AGAAUUGAAGUUUCUCUCUGUGGGGCCAGAUCUGAGCGUGUGGGCACUAUAAAACUCCUCCUUUGCCUGGGGAGACCUGGAGGAGAGCAGUCCCUGUUCCAUCCUGUGAGUGCUGAACACGCCAGGGCUCUCCAUCUCCUGCCUCCACUGCCCAGGUACUGGCCCAGGAGGGGAAUGUGGUGACACCUGUGGGACCUCCAGGCAGGAAUAACCAUGCCAGCUUUGGAGCUGGGGAGGCAGAGGAGCUGUGCAGCCCUGCUUGGGUCCCUCCUCACUGCUGCUCUCAUUGUCACUGUCCACAGUGUCUGUCCCCCUCCACCACGAUCUCCAUCAGCAGAGCCCAAGCGGCGGCUGGAGGGCAUCGAGCACUUCCACUAUGGCUACAGGGUUGAGUUUGUCUGCAGGCCAGGCUAUGUGAGAAACACUCGCGUUUCAAACGUCCUCACCUGCGGAGUGAGCGGGGUGUGGCGUGGAUCCAGUGACAUCUGCAUACCCAGGGCGUGCAGCUACCCCGGGGAGCUGGCCAAUGGCAGACUGGUCGUGCCUGAAGCAUUCACCUUUGGUUCCAAAGUGACCUUCACCUGCAACGCUGGGUACAGACUGAUUGGAGACUCUGAGAUUGAAUGUGUGAUCAGAAAUGAGGCUCUUACCUGGGAUAGAGAUAUUCCCACUUGUCAGGCGAUUCCCUGUGAACCCCCUCCAGAAAUAGAGAAUGGGCAGCACAGUGGGAUGGACAAGGACCAUUUUCAGUAUGGGGACUCUGUCACCUACCAGUGCCACAGGCCCAGGAGGGGAGAGAGACCUUUCUCCUUGGUGGGAGAGGCCUCCAUUUUCUGCACAAGCAAGGACAACCUGAACGGUGUGUGGAGCAGCCCAGCUCCAGAAUGCAAAGUGGUGACCUGCAAGCAGCCAAGAGUGAUGAAUGGGAAGCUGCUGAGUGUGUCCCAGCCUGACUACAGCUUUGGGGACACGGUGGUGUUCGACUGCGACCUGCACUACAGCCUGAGCGGCAGCGAGGCCUCCACCUGCAGGGACAACGGCCUCUGGGAGCCCCCCGUGCCCCUCUGCCAGCGCAGCAGCUGUGAUGACCCCCCAGAUGUGAGGAAUGCUGUGAAACCCAGGCUGGCUGGCAACCUGUUCCCUGUGGACACCGUGGUCACCUACGAGUGCCAGCAAGGCCACCAGUUCAGUCCAGGGCAAACCACCUGGAACAUCAGCUGCCUGCAGGACUUCGUGUGGAGUGAAGCCCCACCUCCAUGUGAAAGAAUUCCUUGCCCAGAUCCACACAUCCCAAACGGAAGGCCCUUGCACCCAUGGCAAGUGAAAGAGGAUUAUGAGAGCGGGGACAGGCUGGAGGUGGCGUGCAGUGACGGAUUUGCUUUCAAAGGCCGUGGCAGCAGCAUCACCCUCCUCUGUGGCAGCGAUGGUGAAUGGGAUCCAGCAGUGCCAGAGUGCAUUCCAGAGCCACAUUGCCCAAAGCCAGACAUCCCUCAUGGAAAGGAGGUUUAUAAAGGCAGAAGUGACUAUUCAGUGGGGACCCAGGUGAGGCUGGCCUGUGAGGAGGGCUUUGUCCUCAGGGGCUCUGAAUCCAUCACCUGUGGGGCUGAUCAGAGCUGGGAGCCCGAGGUGCCCUUCUGUGACAAAGCCUGUGGGCCCCCUCCCCAGAUUGCCUUUGGGCAGCACUCUGGCAGAGGUGGCAGGGAGUUCUCUUAUGGCUCCAAGGUGACCUACAGCUGUGCAGAGGGGCUGUCCCUGGUGGGGGAUGAGUCCCUCUACUGCACCUCGGACGAUGGCAAGAGCCUGGCGUGGAGUGGACCUGCCCCGGAGUGCAGGGUGGUUCGGUGCCCCAAGCCCGUGGUGGAGAGGGGAAGGAUGACCCCACAGAUGUUCACCUUUCCCUAUGGGCUGCUCCUGAAUUUCUCCUGUGAGGAAGGCUUCAGGCUGCGUGGUGCUGCCCAGACUCAGUGCCAGGUUGAUGGCACCUGGGAUCCGCCCGUGCCCACCUGCCAGCCAGUUCAGUGCCCCAGCCUCCCCAAGCAGGAUGAUGUGGUGAUCAACUUCAACAAGAUGUGGUAUGAGGUGAAUGAAACUGUGACCUUCUACUGUGAUGGGCACUUAGUGGCACCCUCCAAAACCACCUGCUCAGCUGAUGGCACCUGGACACCACCACCCACGUGUAGGAAAAAUGAGGUGUGUGAGAGGGUGCUUCAAAGCAAAGCAGCUUUUCAGUGUGGAAUGCCUCUGUCAGAACUGAAAACCUGGCUGGAAGUCCAAAAGCUCUUCCUGGAGAUCCAGAAACUUGAAAAGGAGCUAAGACUCACCACCUACGGGAAGGCUCUCAGGGCAGAGGAGCUCUCCUUGCCAGGGCAGCUCCCACCCCUCACCAUGCCAGGGCAGCUCCUGGCAGUGCUGGCUCUGCUGCUGCAGCCCAUGGGGACUCAGGGGGCUCAAUGUCCCAUCCCUACCAUCGCCCACGGGCAGCUGAGCUCUGCAGAGAACUUCACCUUCGGCAGCACAGCCACGCUGCAGUGUGACCCCGGCUUCGUGGGCACUGCCAGCACUGUACACUGCACGUCCAUGGGCAGUUGGUACCCACGGGUGCUCUCUUGCAUCCCAGGGCAGUGUCGCCACCCUCCCUCUGUGGAGUUCGCCGAUUCCCAGCCCCGGCGGGAGUUCCCUGUUGGCACCACGCUGUCCUACUCGUGCAGAACCGGCUUCUCCCCCAUCCCCGGGGUGUCCCCAACCAUCACCUGUCUCCAGAACUUCUCAUGGUCCGCGGUGCCCCGGCUGUGCCAGAAGGUGCAGUGUCCCCGCCCGGCCAUCCCCCACGGGACAGAGAGCAGCCCCAGCAGAGCCGAGUACACCUUUGGGCAGCAGGUGGAGUUCCAGUGUGACCAUGGCUUCAAGCUCCGGGGCGAUGCCAGGGUGCAGUGCUCCUCUGAUGGGAUAUGGAGACCCCCCGUGCCCCACUGUGACAGAGUCUGUGGUCCCCCUCCCAAAAUCACCAACGGGCAGCACUCUGGCAUGUUCACCUGGUUCACCUACGGCUCUGAAGUGAAGUACAGCUGUGCAGAGGGGCUGUCCCUCAUCGGGCACAAAUCCCUCUACUGCACCUCCGAGGAUGGGGAGAACCUGACCUGGAGCGGGCCUGCCCCCGAGUGCAGGGUGGUUCGGUGCCCCAAGCCCGUGGUGGAGAGGGGAAGGAUGACCCCACAGAUGUUCACCUUUCCCUAUGGGCUGCUCCUGCACUUCUCCUGCGAGGAAGGCUUCAGGCUGCGUGGUGCUGCCCAGACUCAGUGCCAGGCUGAUGGCACCUGGGACCCGCCCGUGCCCACCUGCCAGCCAGUCCUGUGUCCAGAACCACGAGUGCCCUUUGCAAAGGUGAAAAGCCCUUUGGGUGAGCAAACGUGGUACCAGACCAACGAGACUGUCACCUUGGAGUGCCUUCCUGGCUACCAGUUCCCAGACAAUGGAAUGAUGGAAAAUGCCUGGACAGCCAAGUGCUUGCCUGAUGGCAGCUGGACACCACUGCCCAAGUGUAUGAAAGAAGGUGAUGCUGAUGUGUGUCAAGAGGUUCAUUACAUUAAAUCGACCUUUGAAUGUGGUGUGCCUGUGGAAAAAGUGAAAAGUCUGCUGGAAAUCCAGAAACUGUUCCUGGAGAUUAAAAAAUUACAGAUGGAGCUAGAGAACUGAAAAGAAACUGGGCCCUUGUAAUGCUCACCUUUCCUUUGGUGAACUCACGGUUUGUGCAGUCCCAGCAUCUCUAAAAAGGUUCUGGGUGAUUUUGUGGUUUAUGUUUGCAUGCCUGGAGCCAGAAAAAUAAU
Zonotrichia leucophrys gambelii is the source of this 3824-nucleotide messenger RNA. RefSeq names its product complement C3d receptor 2 (gene CR2). The coding region runs from base 214 to 3693 and encodes 1159 amino acids. The record is from RefSeq and is a predicted model, not a curated record. Lineage: Eukaryota; Metazoa; Chordata; Aves; Passeriformes; Passerellidae. The transcript has 23 exons.